GAGGCACGUCAGGGCCAAGCGCGCGCGCUUCUCGUGUCGAUUCUGUCUGCCUGUCUCUGUGUGUGAUUGUGGGCGUGUGUGUGUGUGUGCGUGUGCGUGCGGAAAAGCCAGCGCCAAAGCCAAUGGCAAUGUGGGCAUUUUCUAAUUCUGUGGCAAAUAUCGUGCCGUAAUCGGCGUAGCAUUGUGAAAAAAAAAUACAAAAGUCCCACAAGUAUUCUCUACUCUAAAAAGUGAAGAUAGAAAACAAAUAGAACCAAGUGAAAGUGCCCCCCAUCCAUGCGGCAGAAACAACGUUAGCAACAAAAUCAGCAAACUGCGUGGGCUGCACGGCACCAGCUGCCAUUUCAGCGCUCUCAAAAUGAUCCAAAUGGCAGGCCAUUAAAUGACAGAAAUGAUGUGAGGGGAAACAGCCAGGCAGCGGAGUGAAUAAUAAUUUAAAUCUUAAACCAAUGAACGCCAGAGUGGCGCCUCUCUCUCUCACUUUUUUGUGCCUGUGAAACAGCUGUUUCGCCCUUACCUAGCCAACUAACUAGCUAGCCAGCCAGCCUGUCAUCUCUCUCGCAAUUUAACCCUCUCUAUGUCGCCUGGCUCUCUGCGCCGAAGCGUGUGUACAUAACCUCAAUAUCCGUAUCCGUACUGCGCUGCUUCUCUCUAUGUUGCGGUAGGUAGGCAGAGGACGACGCUGCCGCUGUCGCUGUCGCUGCCACUGUCAACGCCGGCUGCAAUCUGCCCCUCUCUGUCGCACAAGCAACACAACACCCACAUAUACACUGUGCAAGUGCAACGCGAGGAACCAGAGGACCCAGAGACCCAGAGACCCAGAGAACCAGAACCAGGACCAUCCGAAGCAGAAGCAGAAGCACGACGCACUCGUUGAUGCCGUUGCAGCUGCUGCUGCGACGCAAACGCCAACGCCGACGCCAAGGACGAUAGCAGCAGCAGCAACAAUCAGCAACAUAAGCGCCCUGUGUGCACGGACAAUAAUAUGAGGAGUGGCAGUUCGGAAUUACUACUCGAGCAGCAACAACAAGAGCUACGGUUACGUAAAAUCCGAGAACUGGCUCCAAAAAAGAAAAAUGGCAAUCGGCGCUUUCGCUCGUGGCGGGAACGUGCGCGUUUCUACGGCACCUCGACUCUGGCCUUCUUCUCGGUGACCGCCGGUGCCUCGCUGCUCUUCCUGGUGCCGCUCUACGUGGACCCAGCCAUCUCCACGCUGAGCCACGACUUCAUCGAGAAUCCCACGCUGUGCACGACCACGCGCCGCGAGGAUCUGGUUGGCAUCUUCAACUGCUCCUGGAGCUCCUGCCGCGAGGGCUGCACCUCUGACCUAUACCGCUGCGUGCAUAUCUACGUGACGUUCAUAGAGCAGAACAUAACCAUACCGGAGAAUAUGACCGACUUUAGCAACUACACGGCCGACUGGGAGCAGUCCGGGGAGGCCACGCUGCUAGUGAACAUCAAGGGCUGCGGCUACCCGCCCACGGUCACGUGCAAGACCUUCAACGACUACUACGGCGCCGACGGCGCCAUCUAUCCGUGCUACUACUCGCGGAAGAACAAGACCGUAGUGCUCACGUCCUACAGUCACGACGAUCAGGUGGCCGUGAUCAUAAAUUUUUUUGCGGUGCCCUUUGUGAUAACGGUCAUCUCAUCCAUCGCCCUGUGCAUUAUGCACUGCGACUGCCGCUGCAAAAAGGAUCGCAGCCAUCGACGCAAUCGUCCGCAGUGCCGAAGGCCGCGCAUUGAGAAUCUCAGUGACACUUCGAUAUCUACGCGAGUGGACAUGCUCACGCCUGCUAUUGAAGUUUACAAGCCGCCGCUCUGACAUAAGGACGACACUGUGGAGAGCAAUUUAGGGAAUCCAUCAACGAGUAGCGACUUCUAGCAGAACCUAAUACCGAAUAACUGCGGAACCAGCUACGGAUAAUCUCUUUGUUCUUCCAACAUAGUGUCAACCCCAAUCGAAAUCCGAACAGAGAAGAGUGGAGUGGAGUGGAGUGGUGGGGAGUGGAGUGGCGAGGAAUAGAUUACGGCCAAAGGAACAACAGAGCACUACCUAAAGGAACGGCGCCCGGCCCGAAACUAUCAGAGGGUUUUAGUGAAACUAGCAGAACAGAAAUGAAUCAGAUGAACGCGACACACACAGAAAUUCAUAAUUGAUCCAACUGAAUAAUUACUAAGAUUGAUUAAAUUUAGUUACUUUUUAGCAUACGAGUAAAUGAUUUUUAAACCAAGCCGACGAACACGAAGAUAGAGAGAGAGAGAGAGAGAAACCAAACCAAAACCAAACCAAGUGGCAACCAAUUGGUAAUGGUUUAUAUCGGUAACGGAAAUCGGAAACGGAAAACCUAGUUAUAAGCCAUGGGCAGGUGUUGGCAUAUGUGUACGAGUCUUUGUAUUGUAGCCGAAUCCGUAUCCGUGUGUACGAAUUAAAAAAAAAUGCAAAUUAGGCAAUGUGUAAAUUUAGUUAAAACCGAAAUCAUUAUGGAUAUAAAACAAUGGCAAACAGAGGCAACCAAACCGACCUAAACAAAAACCAAAUGCAAUGAAUAAUUUUUGUACCGCUGAAUGAGAAACAAAACAAAAAUGAAAACUGAAAACCAGAUUAUUAAUAUAAGUGUACAAUUUUGCAUAGGUAAUGAAUAAGUUUGUAAUGCAUUAGUAAUAAAAACAAAUACGAAACACACACACACAACAAAAAUGUUCAGCUUGUCACGGGAAAGGCAACCAAAUCCACUAUAAAUGCAAAACGAGAUAGGCAAACAAAAUUUAAUUGGAAAUUCAGAUGUAAAAUUUUUGAGAGGAAAUUCGGCCAGCGGCAGAAACAGUUUAUGCUUUGGUUAAUUGCUCCACACAGAAAUAGACACGCCACGCCUCAGUUAUAUACAUAUAUAUGUAUAGAUGUAUAUGUAGGAGAUCCGCCCACAAAAUUAGCAUUCAGCGUUUUAGGGUUUUUGUUGUAGAAUUUUGAAUUAAGUUCGUCUUAGACGAAUGCCCUUCACAAAGUGCCCCAAGUUAAGAGAAUUUGGUCAAAUUGUUAUUCCGUAUAAUUUUUCAGUUAAUUAUUAUUAAUAAAAACCAAAAUUGAAUUAUUUGGAGUACCAUCUUUGUGAAAGGAAACGAAAAUGUUUAGCGAUUAAUUGAAUAAUGCAAGUUUUUUGACUGUGAUCAUUUGAAUGAUAUAUGAAGAGAUAUGAUAUGAUAUUAUUGUGUGUUGUUGAGGACAACCCAAAAAUUAUGAAAAGCAAUUUACUUCUCACUCUUGAUUCAAGCAAUCAUCCAUCAAUCAAUCAAUCAAUCAAUCGGUAAGCUAGCACGCCAAAUCACAUGCCGCAAGAGAUUUCCACGUUUCCGCAUCAGUAUCUAUGCAUAAUGUAGGAUUUAGUUAUGUCACGAUAAUCACACAUAUGUAUGUAUGUAUAUCCAGUUUAUUAUUACUGUUAUCUUUGGUUUCGAGGCUGAUCGCACACUCACACAAAAUUUGUGCUUGACAAUAUUUAAUUUCGAAAAGGAAAAGAAAAAGAAAGAGAAACUUUCGAUUUGACCUUUUGCUAUUCACUCAAUCAGUCCAUCACUAAAAAUCGCUGCGCCCAAUUUGUAACUACAUAAAACAAAAACAAAACAAAAAAUAAAAACCGCUUAUUCUGUUCCACAUUGAGAUACAGAGGCUUUGGAUGGGGAGUACGAGGCAGGAGAUAUUGAAUGUUAACAUUUAUUUAUAUAAGCUGCAGAACAUUGUUGGAAUUAGAGGAAACUGCAUAGUUUUUUGAUAUUCAUGUAGAUACAUGUAAAUGCCACUCACUAAACUUAAGACAAAGGUUAUGGCUAACGAUAACGAUAACGAUGGCAUCAAGGAUAAUUGCAUUAUAUUUGUAAUAUCAAACUGUUCAUAGUUAAGGCAACAUAAGCAACAAAAACCAAACAAACCAACCACAAAUACAAAAUGGAAAGAGCAUCAAUAGUAAGAAUAAAUGUAUAUAAGCUGACUAGUGAUUGGUAAUGGAAAACUUUUCAAAGGGGGAUAAAACUCAAUGAAACAAAUGAAGCUACAACAGAGUGCAUAUAAUUUUGAUAGUUAAGCUAAUUUUAAUACAUUUUUUAAGACACCAAGGCAAGGCAAACCAGACGAAAAUAAAACAUAAAUUAAACUA
Messenger RNA from Drosophila obscura, 4151 nucleotides. RefSeq names its product protein tipE (gene Teh1). Gene Ontology annotation, biological process: regulation of sodium ion transport. The transcript has 3 exons. Gene Ontology annotation, molecular function: sodium channel regulator activity. The coding region runs from base 986 to 1825 and encodes 279 amino acids. NCBI's taxonomy places the organism in Eukaryota, Metazoa, Arthropoda, Insecta, Diptera, Drosophilidae. The record is from RefSeq and is a predicted model, not a curated record.